This is a messenger RNA of Syngnathus acus (greater pipefish), 3468 nucleotides long. Its product is annotated as coiled-coil domain-containing protein 173-like. NCBI's taxonomy places the organism in Eukaryota, Metazoa, Chordata, Actinopteri, Syngnathiformes, Syngnathidae. The record is from RefSeq and is a predicted model, not a curated record. The coding region runs from base 2432 to 3355 and encodes 307 amino acids. The transcript has a single exon.
ACGUUUAACUAGUUCACACUAUCUCCGAGCUCAUUGUGUUUGAACGAGCUCUCACCGCUUCCCAUUACAUAGCGGUACAGGGAAAAGUAUCUCAUUUAUUAGGGAGGAAAUAAGCAACACAGGUAUUAGAAUCAUGCACCGACUGUUCCUCGUCUCUUAGACACACAAAAGAGUUUUUGGUGAUUGUGCACGUUCAAGUGGAAAAGUUAGCCUGAGGAAUAAGCAUUUCAUGUUUUUUUUUUUUUUUUUCGUGGAGUGUUGCAGCUUUGCAAAUGUAUGUGCCGCGGUGAUUGGAGACUCUUAAGAGGAUCAUUCUUUGCCUUCAAGUCAGUCUGGACUAAAGUUCUUUUUGCAUUCACAUAUUUUACACGUGAAUGUAAAAACAUUGACACAGGAAUUGUGCUGGAUAUCAUAUUGAGCGUCACAGAGCCAAAAUACAAUAAUGUGCUUGUGUAGAUUUCAACAUUUACGAAUGCUGCAUUGCAACAAAUAUUCCCUGGAGACCUAUUUUCAAAGCAAGUCUUUAAAAAAGUCAGGUUGCAGAGCACUCAUGUUUAUUUAACAACGUACACAAAGAAAGGUAAGUACCCUGUCAUUGAUCGUAUAGCACACAGAUGAGAUUACCCAAACAGUUGAUCAUUUUAGAAUUACUGUACAGCAGGCUACACAUUCAUUUUCAACACCAUAAUUGAUUUUUUAUUUUUUUUAUUUACAUUUUUUUGGAGAAACAACUUUUUCAGUGGGGGAAUUUCAUGCACAAGUGCCGAUACCAAAAGACAGGUUUUAAAUCAAGACCCAAUUAUUCAAGAUAGCAAUUUUCCAUAAAUUUGCAUGGACCUAAUGACAAUUUUCUACUCUUCUAAUUCGUUCAUUUCUAGUUCUUGAUUGUAAAGUGUAUACAGAAAUUCAAUUCAAAAUUCAUGGAUUGAAGUACCCCCCUAUGAUACCUACAUACUGUAGGUGUACAUUGAGACGCAGCUUUGUAAUUUCAGAUGUUCUAAAAUGAGAACCAGAAAAUGACUGAACGUUCUUCGCAGUGGGUUUUCAGAAACAUUUCCUAGAGUAUGACACAAGCUCGGGCAAAAUGCUGAUUGACAGCGCUCUUGAAAGUCGCCUAUGGUUUAUGCCAGACAAUUUGGGAAGAUUGAAGCCGCCUCUGUGUGUCGCCGUCGAUUGUUUUCCUUGUUCUGAGCCGUCUGAUACAAGCGAAGUUUCUUUUGAAAGCAGGAUGGUGAGCAAUGUGGGCUCGUAUAAUGAAAGGGUUUUGAUGUAGUGUCAGAGCUGUCAAGCGAACAAAAGGAAAGCAAAAGUGCUCAAGAGGCUUCUUCUCAUGUCUGUUAUCGCAACAAGCACUUUUUAGCACUGUUUGUCCUGCCUGCCCAGAAUAGUGAACUAUUCUUCAAUGCACUAAAUUUCUUUUUCUUCCUCACACGGUUUUAAUAGCAGCCAAUCAUAGGCGUUUAGUGACAUCAUCGUAAGACCUUUUCUUAAAUAUUUGAUCCAACUUUCUUACGAUGUUAUCAGCAUGAUUGAGAUCGUGUUAUGGACUAGAUGUUUGCAAUUUUGGUUAAUCCCAGUCUUUGGUUUACAAAUGUACAUAUGUAUAUAUAUUUAUAAUCUUUCCUGAUAGGAUCUGUUCUAUUCUAUUAACAAUAAAACAUUCACAAGAAAGAGACAGAAGAUCAAGAACACAACCUCAGCCAGCGAUUGCGUUCGACCUGGUAGGAGGCGGUUCCAAAUCUCACAAUACCCCACCAUAUGGAAAUGUGUGCGCGUGUCUUGCCUGAGUGUGUGUGCGUGGAGGGUGAGAUUGUGUGUGUGGCAAGAAUGCUGUCUUGCUUUGAGAAGUUACAACAAGCAUGUGUUUUUAUACGAUAACAUUCGUCCAAUAAUUAACACUUCCAUAAUAUUACAUGUUUAAUAGAGAGAGACAUUUGCUUCAUGUUUGUUAUAUAAAAUGGUGGUAUUACUUCAAACUUAAGUGGACAACUGCAUAUUCACAGUUAACCCUAACUGACCUCUUAUUUUUUUUAACCUUAAGGGUGUAUGUUUACUGAAUGAAUCCAAUUUGCAUUUUCCAAUAAGUCUUGAACAAGCAUUUUUGACCUGCCAGAAUUGUAUCGAAUUGUAUUACGAACGCUCCGAUCUAUUCAGUCUGUUCUCUUUAUCCUGUGCAUUAUUUGCAUUAUAUGAAAUUAUUUACGACACCUGAUGAGACUUGAAAAACGUAUUUUGAAGGCUUCUCCCUAGGCAAAGUUUGUUGGGUCACAUGACCUUUUAGUCACCAAGUGGUGUCACAAAGCGAUGUUACAAAGGCCUAGCCACAACCAUCUUGUAUGUCUUGGAUUUGGCUAAUUGCUAGCAUGUUGGUCCUUGUACAGCCUUAGCCCCAAAUUAGAUUUUUUGUAGUGUCUUAGUUUCUGUUGGCGGAAUGAACACCAUCAACAACCAAGUAAUGUCUACUAAUGACUUGCUCGGCAACUUUUCUCCAUUGAAAUCAAUGCACAUGAAACUAAUGAACUUUCACUAUUCGGCCAUUGCCGAGAAGGAUCACUACUACAAUGAGUUUCACAUCUGCACAAUGAAGAAUAUUAAGCUACAGAACCAGAUUAUGUUACUCAAAGCUGAAAGCAAGAAGAACAGUGAGAUCAUCACAGAGCAAGCAGAAGAAAUUGCUUAUAUGAAGGAAAGUCUUCAAGUCCAACAAGCAGAACUUCAGCAGUGUAGGAUAAAAGUCAAGAUGCAGCAAGAUCAGAUGUCCUCUCUGGAACACAGUCUCCACGAGCAAAGGGAAGAGCUCCAGCAGAGUGAGAAGAAAAUCCAAAUGCAGAACUCUCAAAUUUACGCACUUGAACAAACUCUGAAUGACCACGAAGGGGACUCUGAGCGGAACGACCAGAUUUUCCAGAGGCAAGAGGUUCAAAUUGCAGCGCUUCAGCGGAGCAUCCAAGACCGCAUGGCCCAACUCGAGCAGAGCAAGCAGAAGGUGGAGGAGCUGGAGGAGAAAUUUCAGAGGCACAUGGAGUCCGCCGAGAAUGACAAAUGCGACCAGAAGGUCAGAGAGGAAACGCUGAUGGAGAACCUCCAAGCAUGUCAUGCCAGGCUGCGAGUGAUGGAAAACCCUCACAAGAAGAAGAAAAAAGCCCAUUUCUGGUCAGGCUUUUGGAGUGAAAGAAGACAGGCCGAAAGGGCCGCGGAUCAGGAAAACGAGUCAAGAAAAACGACGGAAAUCGAGAAAGCUGAUAAGAAGGAAUUCAACAUGAAACUCAAGAGCCAGGAAGAGAUGAAAAGAGAUGAAACUUUGGAGAUGAACAAAACUCCAAAAUCAGCAUGCAGAGUCACUUUCAACUGUUGAGUCUGUUUCUUCUUAUUGUCUAUAUUCACAUAAAACUCCAUUCUGAGCGUUUUCACUUCUUGUUUAUUGUGCUGAUGGUUAACCAAAUUAAAAUGAGAUACUAAAUUGUCAAA